Thalassophryne amazonica is the source of this 4928-nucleotide messenger RNA. RefSeq lists its product as uncharacterized. Bases 454 to 4869 code for a protein of 1471 amino acids. NCBI's taxonomy places the organism in Eukaryota, Metazoa, Chordata, Actinopteri, Batrachoidiformes, Batrachoididae. The record is from RefSeq and is a predicted model, not a curated record. The transcript is spliced from 5 exons.
UUUUUACCCUGUUUGUGCUACAGUUAACAUUUUUGUAUAAAUGUGCAGAUUGGAAAUAUGUCUGACACAAUAAUAUGUCAGGAGUGUGCUACCGUCUUGUCUACAACACAUAAGAAGUAUUCAUAAAAGAGGUGAAGCUACAAGAUUCACAACAGAAGAAGCACUGAGAAAUAUUUUACAGGACAAGCUGAUUCAUACAUUGAGGACUUGGGCAGUUCCAGAAAGAGGGAUCCACACCCUCUGUGGGAUCUUACCACACAGUGGAUAAUCUGUCUAGAAUGAGUAGAUGCCAAACUAGAAUGGCGAGGUAACGUGUGGAAGACAUGAGCUAGAGGAAGUCUUCAUCUCCUACAAGGAAAAGAAGUCAAAAGAUCUUUUACCACUGGCAGUGUGGAGGACAGUGUUGGAUUUCAGUUUUCCUCAAGCUCAAAACAUCAAACGCAACAAAAGAAGAUGAUGGAUCCCAGCACGGUUUGGCAGUGGCGCAUCAAGUUUGUGAAAAUGUAUUCAAGACACCCAGAGCCGUUUUAUUACUGCAAAAAAAUUGGAUUUGAUUUUAACGUUGGCUCCAAAAAACACCAAAAACUGGAUUUAAAAUCAGCCACAAAUGGUGCCAUACUUGAGAUCUGUGAAUUUGCUAAAACUUUAAGCAAGAACAGAUACCGUUUUAUCAAUCACAUUCUGGAGAACAGUUUUGAUCUUGGCUGGCGAAGUGAGAUGCAACAAAGUUUAUUUUCAAUUAAAAUUGGACCAAGAAUCAAUGAUUUAAAGAAAAGUCUCUAUAAAUACAAGCUAAAACAUUUUAAUCUGGCUUCCUUUCUCUUAGAAUGUAGCGAUGACACAGAUGAUUUGAACUUGGCAUCUUCAGAACAUCUGAACACUGACAGUGUCUCAGUGAAGAUGGACAUACCGAAUGAUAGUGAACACGAAGAAUUUAAGAGUUCACAGAUGCCAUCAGAAGAAUAUGUAAAGAUUGAAUACGUGUCGGAUGAAAUGGAUGAAACGCAGAUGGAUGUGAGUGAAGGUGAACAACAUGCUAAUGAUGGUGAACACAAAGAAUAUAGUUCGAAAGGGCCACCUAAAGAAUAUAUCAGGAUUGAAUACGUGUCAGAUGAAAUGGAUGAAACGCACACUGAUGACAUUGAACCAGAACCAAAUGCUGGUGAUGGAGAACAUCAAGAAUGUAAGCAUUCACAAAUAUCAUCACAUGAAUCCAAAAACACUGAAAAUGUAUCAGAAGAGAUGGCUGCACGACAUGCUGAGGGGCGUGAACAUGAAAAUAAGUUCACAUAUUCAGGAGAACCAUCAGAACUGAAACAUGGCCUUCCUCCUCUGUCAUUCCCUCUGUGUGAACAGAUCGGUGUGAACUUUGAAGUUGGAUCAAAUCAACGUCUAGAUCCUGCUUUGGUGACUGGUGCUGUGAUGUUGGAGCUCGCACGUGUCAGUAGAAUACUGACGGGAUCCUUCAUGUCUGUUGUUGUUGGUGUGUUGGACCAUAAUUUUGUGCUUGAUCAUAAAAUUCAAGAGCGGCAAAUUUUUUACAAGAUUUUGCGGCUUUUGGAACGGUAUAAAAAAAUUUGCAGAAAUGUAAGAACUGAGUUUGAACAUGAACCUUUUUCUUUUUCACUUAAGGUAAAUCCUUCAAACACAAACAGAGGAUACAAAGUGUUCAACCAAAGCCCCUCACAGUAUCAUUUUAAAGAGGUAACAAAGAGAAGGCAGUCGAAGUUGAAAGAAAAACACGAAGAGAUGGCUCUUUUUCCAAAAAAGGAUCGAUGGAUCAGCCCAGAUCAAAAGGAUGGUCGUUCUUACACGUGUCCUAUCGGAGAGUCAGAUGACUCUGAUGAUGACAUAAAUUCAGUAAAAAAGGAAGUCAGCUGUUCUUUGAGCCCAAACAAGGUUAAAGAUUUGGGAUCCAGACAUCUGACUGAACACUUUCCACCUGUAAACCCAAAUGUGGACUCAUCUGAGAGUGACUCCGAUAAAGAGCAACUGUUUGCAGGCCGACCGCAAACACCGACUCAAACAAACGAUGACACGUUAACUGAAAAUCAUAUCCAGGAAGGUGCAUUGGGAAUGGAUAAACUGUGGAAGUUGCGUGCUAAUCGUGUAAAACAGAUCCUAACUAUGUUGGACAAAGAUUCUUUUUUUAUGUCUAAGAGAUUUGGUUUAAAUUACAAUGUUGGAUUUGGCUUGAAGCAGAAACUCAAUAUUGAGAUACUGCAUCAAACUGCUGUGCUUGAAGUCAUUAAAUUCGCCUUAGCAAUGAAUUCCUCACAGCAGGACUUCAUCAUGGAGAUUCUUGAGUAUAACUUUGAUUUGGAACUGCAGAGUGAACAACAAAGAAAAAUAUUUGCAUCUGAAACCAUGAAAAGAGUAAGACAGCUGAAAAACUGUGACAGUGCCAUCACAUUCUCAAAAGAGACCUUUGAACUUCCUGAUCCUGAGUCAUUAAUGAAUAUGACAAAUCACAGCACAGUUGGUGUCAAACCUGAGCUCAUCACUGUUCCAGUGAGGCCUCCAAAUUCACAUGCUGAACCUGAGGAACAUGUUUCAGAGAGCAGUGAGGUUCUUUAUCCUCACUGCAAAGAAAUAGGACUUAAACUGCACGUAAGCAACAAUCAAGCAAAUACAAAGCAGAACAUCAACAAGUUGACAAAAGGAGUGAUGACUGAAGUCAGCAAGUUUGCAGAAAUGUUGUGUGGAAAAUUUAACCAAGUUCUUGUUGACGUUAUUGAACACAACUUUGAUAUUGAUUUGCAAAGUGGACAUUCUGAAGUUGCUGCAAAUAUUUUAACACAAAUUGCUCAUAUAGUGGACAGAAGGAACCUGCCAAUUUUUAAACCGCUCAAUACUGGACUGGGUAAAAGUUGCAUCCAAAAGUGUCCACAUUCAGAUUCUUCUGGAGUAACUGGGCAGGAAUGUCACAGCAGUUCAAAUUCAGAAAAAUGUAGUCCUGGGACGUCCCAAACACCCGUCACUGAUCAACAUGUGGGCGACUCUGCUGAUCGAAAAGAACUGAAUGAUUUUGAUAAAAUGAUGUGGAAGGUACGUGCCAAUCAUAUUCAGCGUAUCUUAACAAUACCUCAUGUCGACGACUGCCCACUUUAUUCUUACUCCAGAUGCAAGAAAAUCGGCUUGGAUUUUAAUGUUGGAUCUGGAGUGGAACAAAACCUUGAUCCAAAUUUACUGACCAACGGUGUCAUGGCUGAAGUCAGUGCUUUUGCUACAGAAUUGCAGGCAGCACAAAAGUAUUUCAUGACAGACAUACUGGAGUAUAAUUUUGGUCUUGAAUUAAGAAAUGAGCAGUAUCGCCAAGUGUUUGCAGCAGUAACUUUCAAAAGUUUUAGACAACUUACAAAGUAUAGGUUCAAAGCUUCUCGACUGCAGUCACUUUUCACGCUCCCUUUUGGAAAGUGCGUGACGAUUGCAGAUUCAAAGAGUCCAUCUUGCCCCAAAUGCCAUCAAGAGAGAAACUGUAAGCUUGGUAGAGAAUACUCUGAGCCGGAUCACAUGCAGCAUCAUCCACAAACUGUGACAGAAACAGUCCACGCGGAUCCAAACUCUGUAUCACAGAAUCCAGAGAUGAAUCCGACCUUUUCCUUCACAACAACAGAGGAAACAAUAAUGCAGAGUUACCCUCAAUGCAAGAAAAUUGGUUUGAAAUUGUGCAUGCACAAAAAUAAGUCAGCAAAGAAACUCGGAAUGCAUCUGUUGACCAUUGAGAUGAUGAUUGAAGUGGCUGAUUUUGCAAAGAAACUCUGUGGAGUAACAAAACAUGAUUUAAUUGGUGACAUUCUUGAACAGAACUUUAACGUAAACAUACCGAGCCGAAGAAAUUUGCUGGAGCACUUUAUGAAGGUGACAAAACAGUACGAUGGAUGGGCUGCUUGGUUCAGUCAGGUUUUUGUCAUUCAGCCAUCCAAUCAAAUUGAUCGUGUUCUUGCAAGAAAACAAACGUCGAUAGCUGGCAGUCGGAAAAGUGAGCGAUCAAAAGAAGCAGAGAAAAGACAGUUGGAGCUGCAACAAAUGACAGCAAAAGCCACAGUGGCAACUGAAAGCAGUCCUGCAGAACCGAAGAAAAAGAAUUUAAAAAGCAGACAGCUUCAACAAUAUGAUUUUCCCUUUUGCAAGAAAAUCAGCCUGGACCUUGAUGUCAAAUCCAAAUCGGGCAUCCCGAAAAAUAAACUCAAAUUAAAUGUACUAACUCGAGCAGUCGUGUGGGAGAUUUGUAAAUUUGCAAACAGGAGAGUUAAAUAUUCCCCAUUUUCACAAACGCUGUAUGAAAUUCUUGACUAUAACUUUGAUAUUAGCUCACAACAUUGCAGACGUUGGGAAUUUUCUGAAGCGACAGCAUCCAAAGUCCAAAAAAUUGCUAAACAAUUCAAAAAUAAUCCCCAGAGAGGAGACACCAUCUUUAAAUUACCUUUUGUGAUCGAGCCCAGUUCUUCACAAAAUGUUGGAGGACAAAGGAAGAAAAAGGAUGUGCAGCGUUACCUGAGCAAGUCAGACCCCAGGUGUAAUCAACCAGGCGGAAAUGCACAGUUAGCUAGAUACACUCCUGAUGCUAACUGGGGCUCGUUUUUUCAUGGCGUCCAAACUGAAAAAGACCUCCUCUUUCAUCACGAAGACACCAAACCAACAUCACAGACCAGUUAUAGAUAUAUGAUCCCUGCAGUGAUUGUUGCAGCUCCUGUCCAUGAAGCCUUAAUACAGAUGAAUGGGAGUGCAGUGGCUGCAGGUGGUGACAGUCAUUUUCAGGAAAAUGAGUCUUUUAUCGCACACAUUAAAGAGGAGGAAUAUGAUGCACAUUACGACAACAUGGAACCAGAAGCUGACUCAAAAGAAAAAGAAGAAAAAAGCACUUGACAUCAAUGCAGGCUAAAAUGUUUGGGAGUCAGUAGUUGGUAGGUGCCAGACAGAUUUGU